Molecule: messenger RNA, 4075 nt
Organism: Syngnathus acus (greater pipefish)
Lineage: Eukaryota; Metazoa; Chordata; Actinopteri; Syngnathiformes; Syngnathidae
Gene: map3k3
Product: mitogen-activated protein kinase kinase kinase 3
Exons: 18
Coding region: 919-2733 (604 amino acids)
Biological process (GO): protein phosphorylation
Molecular function (GO): protein kinase activity; ATP binding; protein binding
Source: RefSeq, a predicted model, not a curated record
GUGCGCGCCUUUGCAUUCACACUUCACACGCAUCGAAGAAGUAACUCCGCGCGUUCACAGCGUUCGUGUAGUCAGUGAACAAUUGCUAAAUCUUUCGGAAUUUAAUGAUGUAUUUUGGACUACUUAGACAACAAAUGAUUGUGACACUUUGAGCGUCAAGGACGUAAGGUCGGUGGGAUCCUUUUCCAGGAUAGUUUGGAAGCUGAUAAACGAGUUCCGGUGGUAAUGUCUUUUUUUCUGUCUGGCAGGAAGUUGGAGGUAGUUUCUUGGAAUUGAUUUUGUGCUUUGUUUUGGUCGGGAAAAGUAAUGAUUGACUAUUUGUUUCGUGCCAAGGUUUUUCGAGAUCUGGUCUUUGAAAGACCAAAGUUUGCUGUCGUUUAGUUCGGUCACGAAGCAGCCGACAUACUCAGAGAGCUGACGUGGUUUGACCCUAAUCGGCUCCCGUCACCUCUCUGCCCGUUUAUUAUUAUUAUUAUUAUUUUUUUUUAUUGUGUUCCAAAAUGGACCCCAUAAAAGUAAUUAAUUGAACGGGACACCUUAUUUGUGCACCUCCAGAUGUGUAUCCGGAACGUGUUUUGCAUGUUUUCACAACAUGUCAGCCUCCGUAGCUCCUCCAAAGGAUUGCUCCCCAUCUGAAUCCCCAACGUGACGCCCCCAUUCCUACCUAGGAGGGAACUGUCAAUUACGGACCCCCUGUGGGCAACUAAAUGGCAUCUUCCACGCAUGCGCUCUACCUGGCGGCGCGUGCCCCUGUCCUCUGAGUGAGGAGGAUGCGCGCGCGCGCACAACCACCUUGACACCUGUCAUCGCGGGCGGGAGGAGGAGAGACUCAGUUGGACUGGCAGCAAUUUUGAAGCUUUGAAGACCCCGCCAGCGUCGCCGCAAUGAGUAAAUGAACGACAGGCACUCCACUCCAUCAUGAAGGACCUGGUGGCCCUGCAGAUGACGCGGCGGCAACCCGUCCUACCGUAUGACGGCGGUGGCAGUAAACUCAAGACACCCGCUCAGCCUACUCGACAGGAGAACAUCAGGAUCAAGUUUGAGUUUUCAGGCGAGAGGCGGAUCCUCAUGUUUGAGCGACCCGUGCAGUUUGACGAAAUCCAGCGCAAAGUCAAGCUGGCAUUUGGCCAGCAGCUGGACCUCCAUUACAUGAUCAACGAGUUGUCUGUCCCGCUGCGAGGCCAGGACGACCUGGACAAGGCCGUAGACCUGCUGGACCGAAGCGCCAGCAUGAAGAGCAUCCGGAUCCUGCUGCUCGAACGGGAACGCGACAAUGCCCAGCACUUGCCUUGCACGCAAGUUCGAAUCAAAGCCUCACAGUCCACCGGAGACGUCAGUGCUGCGUACUCGUCGUCUGAGCCUAGGGGGCGCCACUUGUCCACCGGUUCCCAGAAUGCGGGGCGCAGCUCGCCGCCACCGGGCUACGUGCCGGAACGCCAGCAGAGGCUGGCCCGCCAAGGUUCCUACACCAGCGUCAACAGCGAGGGCGAGUUCAUCCCGGAGACCGGUGACCAGUGUGUUCUGGAUCCCUGGAGCAGUGCCGAAAAUUCCGUGUCUGGAAGCUGUCAGUCUCUGGAUAGCAACUCAGACAGCCCCUCCCUGAGGAAGCCUCGCACGCACAGAGCCAAGAGUUAUCCCGACAACAGACAAGAGUUCUCGGACAGGGAGAAGCAGGUUUACGAGCGCAUCGUCGGCAAGGGGGGCACGUACCCUCGCCGCUACCACAUCUCGCUUCAUCAAAAAGACCUCAGCGAAGGGCGACGCACCUUUCCUCGCAUCCGUCGCCCGCAAGUGAACCUCUUCACCCUGGUGCCUUCACGCCGCUCGCUCAACGGCAGCGAAGAAAGCAUCGGCAGCCGGCAGCCGAUGGACGGCCGGGGCAGGCUCCGACCGCCGCAGGAACGCCCCGUCGCCCGUAAAUCGCCCAGUGCUCCCGUGACAUGGCGGCGGGGCAAGCUCCUGGGCCAGGGGGCCUUUGGGCGGGUCUACCUGUGCUACGACGUGGACACGGGACGGGAGCUGGCCGCCAAGCAGGUCCAGUUUGAUCCUGACAGUCCAGAGACAAGCAAGGAGGUCAGCGUCUUGGAAUGCGAGAUCCAGCUGCUGAAGAACCUUCGCCACGAGCGCAUCGUGCAGUACUACGGCUGUCUGAGGAACCGCACCGAGAAGACCCUCACCAUCUUCAUGGAGUACAUGCCCGGCGGUUCUGUCAAAGACCAGUUGAAAGCUUAUGGGGCGCUGACGGAGAGUGUGACCCGAAAGUAUACCCGUCAGAUCCUGGAGGGGAUGUCCUAUCUCCACAGCAACAUGAUUGUGCACCGAGACAUCAAAGGGGCCAACAUUCUGCGAGACUCUGAGGGCAACGUCAAGCUGGGUGACUUUGGGGCCAGCAAGCGCCUGCAGACCAUCUGUAUGUCCGGAAACGGCAUACGCUCCUUGACCGGCACCCCCUACUGGAUGAGUCCCGAAGUUAUCAGCGGGGAAGGCUAUGGCAGGAAGGCCGACGUCUGGAGUCUGGGCUGCACGGUGGUGGAGAUGCUGACGGAGAAGCCCCCGUGGGCCGAGUACGAGGCCAUGGCGGCCAUUUUCAAGAUCGCCACGCAGCCCACCGAGCCUCUGCUGCCGGCGCGCACCUCCGAGCAGGCGCACGACUUUGUCCGGCGCAUUUUUGUGGCGGCCGAGCGACGGCCCGGCGCCGAGGAGCUGCUCGCGCACCCUUUCUCGCAGGAGUAACUUGGAUGGAGCGUGUGGCAAGGGGGCAGGUGGGCUGUGCUAAACAAAUGCUGUCGCUGCUUCAAACUUGAAAUGUCUUUCAUUUGCACUGCAGUGACAUGCACCCGACUGGGGAAUUGAGGGCUUGCGUAGUGUUGGAAAAGGCAGUAGAAGGUUGUUUGCGCCAUGUAACCAGGAAUGAACCUGCUGCCCUUGUUACUGGAUGCAGUGUACAACAUCACCACUUGAGGUCGCCAAAUCCUCUUUAUGGUAACCUUAAUGGAGGCUGAUGAUCACAUUUCUAUGUUAGUUUAGAGUUUCAAGGACAAAGGCCGUAAGAACAAAGCUUUAACAGUCAAACGUUAUCUAACCAGAUGCACUUUCUUUAAAAACAAAAAAAAAAAGAAUGUCAUCAAUUCGAUUUGUAUUUACUUUAAAUGUGAUUUUUUUUUUUUAUGCACCUAUGCCUGCUCACUUGGAUUUUAUAUAUUUUAUACUGGAGUAGGUGGUAUUUUGAAAAAGAAUGGGUAGAAAGCAGCUGGUCUUGCAAAUGUGCCAAGGAUACAUAUCUCCUUUCUUUUUAUUUACAUGCAGGGGGGAAAAAACUGGCUGGCCGGGUUCUGUUCGGGGACACGGACAACAUUUCGAUCGAAUGACAUUGUUAAAAAUGGACAUUUGAAUUUGCAUUCUCACUUUUCAGAUAUACUUCAAGAGCAUGCCGGAUGUUUGACGAUUGAGCCAAAUGACGACUAUGUUCACCAUGGCCAUGCGGCGGCCGCAACAUUAGGUAUACCUGCACCAUAUCAAUUGUUUUAUAAGCUAUCCAUAACCACAAUAAUAACAGAAAAUGUUUCCGAUAAAAUGGUUAUUUUAAAGUGCAAUGCAAAUGAAGUUGCAUUGAGAAAGCAAUGAUAGCAUUUCAUUUUGGAUGAGUAUUCAAAGUUUGAGUCAUUAGCAGGUGUACCUAAUGUUUUGCCUUGUGGCUGAAUGUAGAGGCUAGAUGCUCAAAUGCUUUAUGAACAUGAGCUAGUUAACACAUUUCUAUAUGAUGUCCAUGUAUUUAUCGACGUGACGAGACUUGCCGUGCAAGGUCAAAAUGUAUUUUACACAAAGCAGAGUUGAAUUCAUUUCAUGUCUAUCUACAAAGACAUCAAGUGUCUUCUAGAAUAAAAGAAAUGGUUUUGGAAAAGGGCUGGUUGUGUUUUGUUUGAUCGUUAAUGACAUGAAAUUGGGCUGCGGCGUUACUUGGAUGAAAACAAAUGGAGACGGUCUUGAAGUUUAAACUCUCAUGAGUGUGCAUUAUGAAAUGCCUGAAAAUGCGCACUUGCCUCUGGAAAUGAGUAAUAAGCAACUGUAUUAUGAU